Acomys russatus (golden spiny mouse) is the source of this 1575-nucleotide messenger RNA. It is a transcript of the gene Mosmo, whose product is annotated as modulator of smoothened. The transcript is spliced from 3 exons. Gene Ontology annotation, biological process: negative regulation of smoothened signaling pathway. NCBI's taxonomy places the organism in Eukaryota, Metazoa, Chordata, Mammalia, Rodentia, Muridae. The record is from RefSeq and is a predicted model, not a curated record. The coding region runs from base 25 to 528 and encodes 167 amino acids. Gene Ontology annotation, cellular component: ciliary membrane; Golgi apparatus.
GGGUGGGGGGAGCGGGGCGGGGCGAUGGAUAAACUGACCAUCAUCUCAGGAUGUCUCUUUCUGGCCGCCGAUAUCUUCGCCAUCGCCAGCAUCGCCAACCCGGACUGGAUCAACACCGGGGAGUCGGCGGGAGCUCUCACCGUGGGCCUAGUGCGACAGUGUCAAACAAUCCAUGGACGAGACCGGACCUGCAUCCCUCCCCGGCUUCCCCCAGAGUGGGUCACCACCCUGUUUUUUAUCAUCAUGGGAAUCAUUUCCUUGACUGUCACAUGUGGUUUGCUGGUGGCUUCCCACUGGCGAAGAGAAGCUACAAAAUACGCUCGAUGGAUAGCUUUCACUGGAAUGAUCCUUUUCUGUAUGGCUGCCCUAAUAUUUCCAAUAGGAUUUUACAUCAAUGAAGUCGGAGGCCAACCUUAUAAAUUACCCAACAACACAGUAGUUGGGUCGUCAUAUGUACUUUUUGUUUUAUCGAUUUUCUUCACAAUAGUAGGACUUCUGUUUGCUGGCAAAGUCUGUUUACCAGGCUGACGAAUGUCUGAGCGGCUUAACUCUUUUUAUUUUUAUUUUUUAUUUUUAGAGGUUGGGAGGACAAAGAGAAGGCAUCUGGGCCGUCUUCUCCCAGGAGAUGCUUAGAUGAACCUGAUGCCGAAAAGGAAAAAAUGCUUUGAUUUGUUCUCACUAUGCACUUUGGAUUUAAAAAAAAAAAAAAAAAUGAGAAUGAGAGCCUUUUCCAUAACCAAAUACAAUAUUGACUAAAUCUCCUGAGCAUAUUCAGGCAGGCAGUCUGCACUGUGAUAGCAACCUAGUGAAGGAGAGUGCUUUAUACGGAAAGCAUGUGGCCCUUGUGACUCUGUUGAUCUGUUUUUAAUGUCUAAGGAUUCAUUUGAGGGGGGGAAACGUCUAGUAUUUAUGAAUCAUGAUGGACCAGAGCAGUGCAGGAGGUUCGUGUGGGGCUGGCCUCACCUCCUCAGACAUUAGUGUUCUCAGCUCCCUUGUCGUGUUAUGAGCCUUUGGCACCACAAUGGAUUGCCGUUGCAUUACUGCACCGAGAAGCCAAUAGAUCAAAACGUGUUUGCUAAAAUGUAUGUAAAAAUUCUAAAGCUCCCUAAUCUCUGUGUACAAAAGAAAAAACAAAACACUAAGAAACAAGUUUGGGGUGGGUGGGGGAAAUCUUCCUUAUAUUUAUAUAAAUAUAUAUAUAAUAUAUAUAUUUUGCUGAUGCAGUAUACAGUGUGUAUAUGUGUGUGUGUGUAUGUGUGUGUACAUUUGUAUAUGCACACAUGCAAACAGUUCCUGGAAGAGAACUCUGAAUGCUUGCUAGCAAAACACUGUGGCGUGCAACCUAGAACUCAAUAGACAAAGCCAUUUAUCUGAAGGCUGCAUAGUGGAGUCUUCAGUUACCUCAUUCUUUGUAGCAGCCCUUGAUUUUACAGGUUUCUGUAAUAGGUACAAAUAACUCCAUACUUUUCUAGGUGCAAUUUUAAGUUAAGCUAAAGAUUCUUUCUAGGUUUAAUUUAUUUGUAUAUGAUAGUAAAGGUAAGGUCAUGUCAAACCUUAUAGUUUGGGGAUCUGACA